This is a messenger RNA of Chanos chanos (milkfish), 2819 nucleotides long. Its product is annotated as mRNA decay activator protein ZFP36L2. The coding region runs from base 181 to 1458 and encodes 425 amino acids. The transcript has 2 exons. Lineage: Eukaryota; Metazoa; Chordata; Actinopteri; Gonorynchiformes; Chanidae. The record is from RefSeq and is a predicted model, not a curated record. Gene Ontology annotation, molecular function: mRNA binding; metal ion binding.
UUGACGGAGGGAGAAGACAAACAACAAAAACAAAACGAGGAUCUCAGCCCUUUUCUCUACUAGUGUCAGAUCAUCUUUGGAAUUGCAUUUUUAUUCCGUCUCUUCGUCCCUCUUACAAACCAGUCGUGGCAAACUAAAAGAAGUUGCUUCGUGUACUCCAGGGUCCUGCCAGGUCCUCCAAUGAGAGAGCAACUGCACCAGAAAACUUCAGAAAAAGAAAUGUCUGCGACCAUCUUGUCCGCUUUCUAUGACAUCGACAUGUUGUACAAGCAAGAUAAAAGCCUGAAUAUGAAUGCAAUUCAUAUCAACAGCAUGUUGGACAAGAAGGCUGUCGGGGCUCCUGUAACAACUUCUAGUACCACCAACAACUGCUCCUACACUCCGGGAUUUUUCCGCCGCAACUCCACCAGCAAUAUGGAUUCAAUGACCAACAGCAACAAGUACCCUGUCAGUUCCUACAAUAACAUGAAGGAAAGCCCAGCUAACACUAGCACCAACACCGCCAUCAUGAACAAGGAGAACAAGUUUCGUGACCGUGCAUAUAGUGAAAACGGGGAGCGGAGCCAGCAACUGCAAGUUCUGCAGAAGCCUGGGUCUCAGAUCAACUCGACACGUUACAAAACAGAGCUGUGCAGGCCAUUUGAGGAGAACGGUGCGUGCAAAUACGGAGAAAAGUGUCAGUUUGCUCAUGGGUACCACGAGCUGAGGAGUCUUUCUCGGCACCCGAAGUACAAAACCGAGCCCUGCCGCACCUUUCAUACCAUCGGCUUUUGCCCAUAUGGCCCUCGGUGCCAUUUCAUUCACAACGCAGACGAACGAAGACCAGCCCCAACUAACGCAAAUAUCCAGGGAGAGCCCAAGACGACCAGAGAGCUGUGUGGUUACGGUCAGAGGGAGGUGGUGCAACAGCCAGGCGCCUUCAGGGACAGACCGAAGCUCCAUCACAGCCUCAGUUUCUCUGGCUUUUCCAGCCACCAUGGACUUGAUUCUCCCCUCAUCGAAAGCCCUACGUCCCGCACUCCUCCACCCCCUUCUUCCAACUCCUCAUGCUCGUCUAACUUUUACGAAGAUGUGCUGUCGCCAAACACGAUGCCUUGCGUCAACAACACCUUCGCUUUCCCUGGUCAAGACCUGAAAGCCUUUCUAGCUCCGCUGGCUGUACACACGCAGAAUGGCUAUGCCAACCAGACGAAUGGUGCUUACUAUGGGGGACUCCAGGCUAACAUGGGCCCCCCUUCUCCUCCCUACAGCAUCAGCCACUUGCAGUCCCUGCACCGCCUCUCGGAGUCGCCGGUGUUCGACUCCCCUCCUAGCCCACCUGACUCCAUCUCAGACCGGGAGAGCUAUGCAAGCGGGUCCCUCAGCUCUUCUGGAAGUCUCAGCGGCUCCGAAUCGCCAAGUUUGGAUGCUGGAAGACGUUUGCCAAUCUUCAGCAGGCUGUCGAUUUCAGAUGAUUAAUCUUUUUGUUGUUUUGUUAAUUACUUUUUGAGUGGACUUGAGGAUUUGAGAUUCCGAUAGUCAUCGCAAAUCAGACGGUGUCAACGACGUGUAACGUUUAAAGUGACAACAUCUGUUCACGAUAUCCAGGGGAAUGGAUGUUCAGAUCCUUUUCAUGGCAUUAGAUGUAUUUUCUGUAUGUGCUGAUAGCUAUACGAAAAUAGGUAUCAACAGAAGGCAUUCCACCUGUGACUUUGCGUUUGUGCUGCGUUUUAAUUCGCAGACUUUGGUCAAACAAGACCAGUCACUUUCCAGAGACAACAAGCUUUUGUGUACAAGACUUUUUUUUGAACGAUAGAGACAGAGCGGUUUCAGAUUUUCCUCCAUCCUACCAAGAAUAUGCCUUGACAAAGUGUAUCAGUUUUCAAAGUAUGUAUGCGUUUCUGAAAGCUUAAAACUUCCAUUCCAAAAGUUAAACCAGUUUCACAGCGCCACCCAGUGGUUUGGUUGUUUAGUGUAGUUUGUUGCUUAGUUGAAGCACUCUUGUUCGGUUUGUUGGGAAAUCACUGCUGAUGGUUGAAUCUAUAUUUUUUUAGCUGUUUUGAGUGAUCACAUAGCGGUGCGUAACUGGCUAUGAACUAUUUAACUUAUUUAUUAUGUUGUGAAAAGUAUAGGCUACAUUGGUAAUUGUGUCCAUACUGUAUUUAUCGAGUAUGAUGAAGCAAUAGAUCUAUAUUCUUUUAUUAUGUUUAAAUUAUGAUCGCCAUUAUUAAUCUACAUAAAGUGGAGUGUAUGUUCUUUUCACAGUAAUAUAUAUAUAUAUUUUUUGUUUGGUCUCUUUUGUAACUUCACUUCGUUAUUUUAUUGUAAAUGAGUUAAAAAAAAAAAUCUUAAUUUAAGAGAUUGUAUGUGAUAUUUAUUUCAUUAAUUUUGUUUCCUUGUUUACGUUCAUUAAAGUUUGCGUGAUUGCUGUUUGUUCGGAUGUUGCUUGUGGAAGGCGUUUUUUUUUAUUAUUAUUUUUUUUUUAAGAAUCCCUAGAUAUGUCCCUCUAGAGAUGUCUCUUUAGAAUGUAUAAACAGUGUGGUUGUCAAAGACCGUCCAAACUUGUACUAGCGUUAAGAUUUUUUUUCAUUCAGUUAAAGAAUACAUCUGAUAUCAGUGGCAAAGAUCCCAAGUAAAUAAAAUAACCAAAAAAGUAUUUUAUUUUUUACUUUUCCUUUUUUUUUUUAAAGAGAAAAAAAAAAAGAGUAGGCAACCAUACUGUGAUAGCAACCAUGUGCCUAAGAAUGUAGCAAUCCAGGCCCCAGUAUUAUUACAUAGUGCCUAAGGGGUUUCCACAUCUAACAUGCCUUACAAUUAACCAAAUAAAGUAUUUUCAUACA